Molecule: messenger RNA, 4002 nt
Organism: Trichoplax adhaerens
Lineage: Eukaryota; Metazoa; Placozoa; Uniplacotomia; Trichoplacea; Trichoplacidae
Exons: 38
Coding region: 1-4002 (1333 amino acids)
Molecular function (GO): 2 iron, 2 sulfur cluster binding; FAD binding; xanthine dehydrogenase activity
Source: RefSeq, a predicted model, not a curated record
AUGACUGGAUCGAAAAUUUUGAUUUACGUGAAUGGCGUUAAGUAUGUUACAGACAAUGUACAACCGGAAUGGACGUUGUUGAGUUUCCUGCGCGAUCAAUUAAAAUUAACUGGAACCAAACUAGUAUGUGGAGAAGGUGGAUGUGGAGCUUGUACUGUUGUAGUAUCGAAAUAUCAUCGAUACGAAAAGAAGAUCAUUCAUUACGCUGUUAAUUCUUGUCUUACCCCAUUAUGCAUCUUGCAUCAUACCGCUGUAACUACAAUAGAAGGAAUUGGGAAUAUGGAAUCUAAAUUACAUCCUGUACAGGAACGUAUUGCUAAAGCACAUGGAUCUCAGUGCGGAUUUUGUACUCCUGGGUUUGCUAUGUCUAUGUAUGCUCUAUUACGAAAUAAUCCGGAGCCAACAGAAGAAGAGAUUGAAGAAGCCUGUUCAAGUAAUCUAUGCCGAUGUACGGGCUAUCGACCGAUAUUAGAUGGAUAUAAAACCUUUAGCAAAAGUUACUGCUGUCAGAAAGAAAAGAUUGAAACUGAAUCCCAAACUCUAAAGGUAAGUACAUUAUACAACCUAUCAAGCUUUUCGGCAUAUGAUCCAUCUCAGGAAUUAAUUUUUCCGCCAGAACUAAUGAUUACGAGAGAUAUGCCAGUAGAAAGCUUGCGUAUUGUUGGUAACACUAUGACUUGGUUUAGACCAAGCUCUCUGGAAGAAUUAUUGUUACUUAAAAAAAAAUAUCCUAGGGCGAAGUUGGUAGUUGGAAAUACAGAAGUCGGAAUAGAAAUGAAAUUCAAAGGACUUCACUACCCAGUUAUAAUUAGCCCCACUGAAAUCCCAGAAUUAAAUAUAGUUAAGCACACUGCAGAAGGAAUUGAAAUUGGAGGGUGUAUUACACUAACAAAAUUAAAUGAAAUAAUGAAUGAUGCUAUAGAUAAGUUACCAGAAUAUAAGACGAGGACAUUUGCAGCAAUUGUGGAGAUGUUACGCUGGUUUGCAGGCCAUCAAGUUAGAAAUGUCGGCAGUAUCGCUGGCAAUAUCGUGACCGCAAGUCCAAUUUCUGAUUUAAAUCCUUUACUUCUGGCGUCAAAGUCGAGAUUGUACAUUCAAUCAGCUGAAGGUAAGAAAAAAAUUAUGAUUAUGGAUGAAUCUUUUUUUACUGGAUAUCGAAAAACUUGUCUUAAACCUGAUGAAAUAAUCGAAUCAAUACUUAUUCCAUACACUUCUCAGAAUGAAUAUUUUCAUGGAUUUAAACAAGCUCGACGACGUUCUGACGAUAUUACCAUAGUUAAUGCAGGGAUGAGGGUGGCUCUAGAAAAAAAUUCACUUCGAUGUAAUUAUAUUAUUAGAGAUUGUACACUAAGUUUCGGUGGUAUGGCGCCAAUUACUAUUAUUGCUCGUAAAACUAGCGAUUUCCUGGUUGGCAGAGAAUGGAAUGAAAAUUUGACCGAUAUCGUUAUUCAACUGCUAAGUAAAGAUAUGCCUUUAGCGUUUUCUACUCCUGGAGGAAUGGUAGAAUAUAGGAAAAUAUUAGCCCCUAGUUUCUUUUUGAAAUUUUAUCUGAUGGUUUCGUCUCAGUUGCUCUCUUCUGAGGUAAUAGAAACAUAUUGUGGAAUACCGCCUAGUUAUUUAAGUGCAGCUUCAGUUUUUAAACAUAAUCGUUUUCAAGGCUAUCAAGAAUUUGAGAAGUCAGAUUGUAGUCAACAAGAACACAGUUCCAUGAGAAAACCCAUGGUGCAUACCUCUGCUAUGAAACAAGCUACAGGAGAAGCUAUUUACUGCGAUGAUAUGCCUAAAUACUCUAAUGAAUUAUUUGCCGGAUUAGUCUUAAGCACGAAUGCACACGCAAAAAUUAGGUCAAUAAAUUAUGAAGAUGCGAUAUCCAUGCCUGGCGUGUACGAUUAUGUUGGCGCUAAUGACAUAAAACCCGGUUGCAAUCGCGGAUGUAUCGAAUACGGAGAGGAAAUUUUCGCUACAGAGGAGGUUACCUGCAUAGGCCACUUAAUUGGAUUAAUCCUAGCUGAUACAAGAGAUAAUGCCAAUAGAGCUGCCAAAGCUGUACAAAUAGAAUAUGAAGAUUUACCAGUUAUUCUAACGAUCGAGAAAGCAAUAGCGGCAGAAUCGUUUUACUCUCCAACACGUCAAAUUAGAAAAGGAGAUGUAGAGCGUGAAUUGACGUUAUCACAAAAAACGAUAGAGGGGGAAUUUACAGUAGGUGGCCAGGAACAUUUUUACUUCGAAACGCAAUCAUGUGUAGCAUUGCCUAAGGCAGAAAGUGGAGAAAUGGAAAUUUUUUCAUCAACUCAAGAUCCUUCUGGUACGCAAAAAUCGGUUGCUAAAGCUUUGGGUGUUCCUUCGAAUAGGGUGAUUUGUAGAGUUAAGCGUCUAGGUGGUGGAUUUGGCGGUAAGGAUAUGCGUGGAAUUCCUAUAGCUGUAGCAAGUGCUAUUGCAGCUCAGAAAACAAAAAGGCCUGUUCGAUGCGUUUUAGACAGAGAUACCGAUAUGUCUAUAACAGGAACGAGGCAUCCCUAUAUGUUUAAAUAUAAGGUUGGAUUUAACAAUGAUGGGGUUAUUAAUGCCCUAAAAAUGAAAAUGUAUUCCAACAGUGGCAAUACACGGGAUGUAUCACAUGGGGUUAUGGGAAGAUCAAUAUUAACCUGUCUUAGUUGCUAUCAUAUUCCCAAUGUUGAAAUUAUUGGUUAUCUGUGCAAAACUAAUAUUCCAUCCAAUACAGGCUUUAGAGGAUUUGGAUCACCUCAAGCAAUGUUAGCUACAGAAACAAUCUUAACCGACAUUGGCAUUAAAUGUGGAAUAACCCAAUUACAAGUUAGAGAAAUAAAUCUACAUCGGAAUAACGAUGUUACGCAUUACAACCAGACAGUAGAAGAUAGCAGAGCGCGAGCUGUUUUAAAUGAAGUUAUUAAACGUAGUUGUUAUGAAAGUCGUAAAUUGGAAGUUGAAGCCUUUAAUAAGGUAAAUCGAUGGAAGAAGCGAGGUAUAGCAAUUGUACCAGCAGGAUUUCCAGUAUCGUUUACCUCAAAAUAUAACAAUCAAGGCGGAGCACUAGUUAUGAUUUAUACUGACGGUUCCGUACUGUUGUCACAUGGUGGAACUGAAAUGGGUCAAGGCUUAUACACUAAAUUAUCACAGAUUUGUUCACAUGUUCUGGGAGUCCCGGUGGAUAAAGUACAUAUUGUUGAAACUAAUACAUCUUCGGUACCAAAUGCAUCACCAACAGCUGGUUCGUUAUCAACCGAUUUAAAUGGAGGAGCCGUUCUGAACGCAUGUGAACAGUUAAGAGAUCGAAUAGCCCCAUACCGAGCAGCUAAUCUAAAGGGAAAAUGGGAAGACUGGGUCAAAGCUGCUUACACCGACAGAGUUAACCUAUCAGCCAAUGGAUUUUAUCGUGUGCCCAACAUAGGUUAUAACUGGAAUGAAAAUUCUGGACGAGUAUAUAAUUACGUUACCUAUGGGGCUGCGGUAUCAGAAAUAGAAAUUGAUUCUUUAACUGGGGAUUAUCAUAUAUUGCGUACCGAUAUUGUAAUGGAUGUAGGCAAAAGUUUAAAUCCGGCAAUCGAUGUUGGUCAGAUUGAAGGAGCGUUUGUACAAGGAAUAGGAUUAUAUACACUUGAAGAACAAUGUAUAUCACCCUCUGGAUAUUUGCUAACACGAGGACCAGCAACAUAUAAAAUUCCCAGUUUAUCAAAUAUUCCAAACAAAUUUUAUAUUUAUUUAUUACCAAAUGUUCCAAAUAAACGCGGAAUUUUUUCUUCAAAGGGUAUUGGAGAACCGUCUUUAGUACUUGCCUCAUCAGUAUUUCUGGCGAUUAAAUAUGCCAUUAUUGCUGCUAGAAAAGACUCUGGAUUUCACAAAAUGUUCCGACUCGAUAGCCCAGCAACAUGUGAACGCAUUAGGAUGGCAUGUACUGAUCAAAUUACUAUGGCGGUAACUACGAUUACUUACUUAAUUAUGCACGAAUUUUAUAAUGAAUCAAUAAUUAUUAUAUCUUCGUAA